GCGCGCCGCGACACAAAAUGGUUCCUGGCGGCAGGCGAGCCGACCGAGCCGAAUGCCAGCCUUUUCCGGACUUCCCUCGAAGAGCAGCAGCGCGGAGAUAUUUCGGACUGAGCCGAGAGAUGAGGAGGACAAAACGGAUCUGUGUGCGCACCCUCCCGGCGCACAUCUCCAUCUACCAGUGCGCAAUAAUUGAAAUGGCGCGUUUGGCCGCAGGCGGCUGGAAGGGCAUAAUGCAUGACGAUAGACGUCAUUUGGCUCCAGAGCCAGAGGGAUGUUUGAUGUUGCUAAAAUAUAUGAGUUGUCGGGGAGAAAGACGUGGAUGUGCAGGGCAGCUCCACAGUGAAAAGACACGCGGCAGCGGGAGAAACGCGCUUGUUUUUCUCCGUGGAGGCAACAAGGCGGGUUUGGUUCUGAGGUUCACAUGGUGGAUGGCUGUCUGGUAAAACAUCCCACACCUUUCAGACAAAGCGCCGAGGCAGCCGGAGGAUCCCGCUCGUCCCUCCUCAGCCGACAGAAACGAGUUGAGGCGAAAGAAAAGACGAAACCGCCCGCGUUAUUGUAACCUAAUCCUGGCCCCUGGGGGUCUGAAGGGCCCCGGGCAAGUCUUCUCUUUCAGCCCUCCUCUUUAUUCUUUCGGAGGAGACGCGGACAGGCUUAUUUUGCUCCUUCUGCUUCACGCACACACCGGAGGACAGCGAGACAACCUGACGAGGACGUCAAGCGAAGAGCAGCCGGAAUCCUCAGAUUUCAAACCCCGGGCCGGAGCAGACGGGCGGUCUCCAUGUCCUCUGUGUCGGUGUCCUCUCAGGAGGGGCGGAGCAUGUCCAGGAUGUCUCUGAGCCGCUCGCCCGUGUCCCCGAUGACCGCCCAGGGCAUCCCGUCCCCCGCCCAGCUCACCAAGGCCAACGCCCCCGUCCACAUCGACGUCGGGGGCCACAUGUACACCAGCAGUCUGGCAACGCUCACCAAAUACCCCGAGUCCAGGAUCAGUCGCCUGUUCAACGGCACUGAGCCCAUCGUGCUGGACAGUCUGAAGCAGCACUACUUCAUCGACAGGGACGGAGACAUCUUCCGCUACAUCCUCAGCUUCCUGCGGACCUGCAAGCUGCUGCUGCCCGAAGACUUCAAGGACUUCCCGCAGCUAUACGAGGAGGCUCGAUACUACCAGCUGACCCCGAUGGUGCGGGAGCUGGAGCGCUGGCAGGCGGAGCGAGAGGCCCAGCGGGCGGCGCCCUGCGAGUGUCUGGUGGUCCGCGUCACGCCCGACCUGGGCGAGAGGAUCGCGCUGAGCGGGGAGAAGGUGCUGAUCGAGGAGAUCUUCCCCGAGACCGGAGACGUCAUGUGCAACUCUGUGAACGCCGGCUGGAACCAGGACCCGACCCACGUCAUCCGCUUCCCCCUCAACGGAUACUGCAGACUCAACUCUGUGCAGGUCCUGGAGCGUCUCUUCCAGAAGGGCUUCAGCAUCAAGGCGUCCUGCGGCGGGGGCGUCGACUCGUCCCAGUUCAGCGAGUACGUCCUGUGUCGCGACCUGCGGCACAGCCAGUCCAUCACCAGCACCCCGAUCCGGAUCAAACAGGAACCUCUGGACUAAACUUUACCGACAGCCCGUUCGCUCACGCGUCCAGCAGCUGGUGCACAAAAACCACGGGGACACUUGAAAACUUUGCAGGAAACCUUUGACCUCGUCUGCACACUUAAACACGCUUUGAGAGUUUCGGUUCGAUGACGAUGAUGUUGGUGAAGCCAGGUGGAAAGAAACAAGCCAAACUGACAGAAAUCCACAUGUACAUGAUGUUUGUUUGCUGUGAGCAGCUUGCUGGUGAGUCUCGUCCUGUGUGUGUAUACAAAUGAAUGGAAAGUCAAGUGCGUAUGGAAACCACGGGGUGCAUAAUUUAAUUCUUUUUUAUAAAACGGCUAUUUUGAAAAUGUAUAUUUAAUGUAUUUGUUAGCUUGUGUCACUAUUUUUCAUUUGUACAGCUGUAUUGAUAAAAACAGAAAAAAAACUC
Messenger RNA from Scatophagus argus, 2009 nucleotides. RefSeq names its product BTB/POZ domain-containing protein kctd15-like. NCBI's taxonomy places the organism in Eukaryota, Metazoa, Chordata, Actinopteri, Scatophagidae. The transcript has 5 exons. The record is from RefSeq and is a predicted model, not a curated record. Gene Ontology annotation, molecular function: protein binding. The coding region runs from base 782 to 1594 and encodes 270 amino acids. Gene Ontology annotation, biological process: protein homooligomerization.